GUCCAGCCCAAAGAUAAGCCCCUGAACUACCAGUGGCCACACACAGAUUCCUUCGAUUCCCGCUGACAGCGAAGCUGAGGAGAAUCCCAAGAAACAGAGCUGGUGAAAUUGCAUUGUCGCAACAGGCAAGAGAAGAGGAGAAGAAAGAAAUGGCUGCAAUACCUGCAGCGAUCCCGGGCUGCUGCUCUUCGUCUCGCCUGCCUCAGCUUGCUGGCCUCCCUGCCUCCACAAGCAGAAGGCGCUUCAAGGUCACGGCCAUGGCGCCCAAAAAGAAGGUGAACCGCUACGACGAGAGCUGGUCGAAGCAGUGGUUCGGCGCGGGCAUCUUCGCGGAGGGCAGCGAGGAGGUGUCCGUGGACGUGUUCAAGAAGCUGGAGCGGCGCAAGGUGCUGAGCACCGUGGAGAAGGCCGGCCUGCUGUCCAAGGCCGAGGAGCUGGGCCUGACGCUCUCCUCGCUGGAGAAGCUGGGCCUGCUCUCCAAGGCCGAGGACCUGGGCCUGCUCAGCCUCGUCGAGACCGCGGCGGGGACGUCCCCGUCCGUCCUCGCCUCCAUCUCGCUGCCGCUCCUCGUGGCCGCCGUCGCCGCGGUGGUCGUCGUGCCCGACGACUCCGUCGCGCUCGUCGCCCUACAGGCCGUCGUCGCGGCGGUGCUCGCGGCGGGAGCCGCCGGGCUGUUCGUGGGCUCUGUCGUGCUCGCUGGCCUGCAGGAGUCGGAUUGAUGCAUUGAUCUGCAGCUGCGCAAGGUAGAACCAAGCUGUGUACGUACGUCGACAGUACCGCCUUGUGUAGUAGGAUCGAUCUUGUUAGCAGAGCAGAACUCGUUACUAAAAAAAUCUAUAGUGUCUGUAAUAUAAUAUAAUACUUUAGCUUUUUGAUAACUUGCCGUGCAAAUGUGGUAACAUAUUAUGAAGAAAAUUGCGAUCAAAUGGACGGUUAACUCGGAUUCAACC
This is a messenger RNA of Zea mays, 950 nucleotides long. RefSeq lists its product as uncharacterized. The coding region runs from base 150 to 719 and encodes 189 amino acids. The record is from RefSeq and is marked validated. Lineage: Eukaryota; Viridiplantae; Streptophyta; Magnoliopsida; Poales; Poaceae. The transcript is spliced from 2 exons.